UACUCCCCUGAGCCGGGACGUGGUGGCGGCGCAGCGGCGGCAGCGCACGCACGAGCAGCAGUUCACGCAGCCGCCGCUGCUGGUGCUCAGCAACCUGGGGCUGCAGCUCAUCCAGCUCAAGCUCGUGGCCUCCAUGUUCCAGAACAUGUUUCCCUCCAUCAACGUGCACAGGGUCAACCUCAACAACAUCAAGAGGUGUUUGCUCCUCAACUACAACCCCGACACGCAGCUGCUGGACUUCAGGCACUACAGUGUGAAGGUUGUGCCCGUGGGGGUGAGCAGAGGCCUGAAGAAGCUGCUGCAGGAGAAGUUCCCCAACAUGAGCCGCCUGGAAGACAUCAGCGAGCUGCUGGUGAAAGACAUAGACCUGUCUGAGAGCGAGGCAGAGCAGGAUGGGACCCACAACGUGCUGGAGCUGCCUCAGGCUUACGCCGGCCGCGGCAACAUGAAGGAGCAGCAGAGCGCCGUGAGGCUCAGCGAGAUCGGCCCCCGCAUGACCCUGCAGCUCAUCAAGGUGGAGGAGGGGCUGGCCCAGGGCAACGUCCUGUACCACAGCUUGGUGCACAAGGACGAGGAGCAGCUGAGGGAGCUGCUGGCGCGGCGGGAGGCGAAGCUGCAGCUCAAGGCCGAGCGGCGGCGGCGGCAGCAGCAGGACGUGGAGCGCAAGCGGCGGCAGCGGGAGGCUCACAGGGAGAAGAGCCUGGCUGGGAUGACGGGGAAGCGGCAGCAGGACGGCGACAGCGACGCCGAGGAUCCCGGCGCGCCCGAGCAGCCGGCGGCGUCCGAUGAGAGUGAUGCCGAGUAUUACCGGCAGGAGCUGGGCCAGGAGCCCGAUGCUGAUCUCUUCCCCGACCGCAGCAAGAGGAAGAGAAACCCCUCAGGCACCGCCCCGCCACGGAAACGCCGACGGCACAACGGGCUGGAGCAUCCUGACACGGCCCAAGCUCCCCCUGGCACCUCCAAACCUCGCCCUGGCACCUCCAAAGCCCCCCCUGGCACCUCCAAACCUCGCCCUGGCACCUCCCCAGCUCCCCCUGGCACCUCCAAACCUCGCCCUGGCACCUCCAAAGCCCCACCUGGCAGCCCCAGCCCUCGCCCCCCAGCGCCAGGGACGCGGCAGGGGAAGCUCUUGCGGGCCAGGGCCCGGCCUGGGGCUGGGCAGGGGCUGAGGGGCCGAAAGCUGCCCCGGGGCCGGCAGUUGGCAGCCAGGGAGGGGGGUGGGUCCUGCCUCUGGCAGUGCCAGCUCGAGGCCCAGGGGCAGGGGGGCAGCUGCUGGCACGGGGGAAGGGGGAUGUUCCGCCGUGCCAAGAAGGGGAAGUGCUGAGGCCACGGCUCAGGCUGUGACGGGGGUGGGAGGGAGAGAGG
Molecule: messenger RNA, 1365 nt
Organism: Colius striatus (speckled mousebird)
Lineage: Eukaryota; Metazoa; Chordata; Aves; Coliiformes; Coliidae
Gene: PPAN
Product: peter pan homolog
Biological process (GO): ribosomal large subunit assembly; rRNA processing
Cellular component (GO): preribosome, large subunit precursor
Molecular function (GO): rRNA binding
Source: RefSeq, a predicted model, not a curated record